Messenger RNA from Kluyveromyces marxianus DMKU3-1042, 3954 nucleotides. RefSeq names its product Rtc1p (gene RTC1). NCBI's taxonomy places the organism in Eukaryota, Fungi, Ascomycota, Saccharomycetes, Saccharomycetales, Saccharomycetaceae. The record is from RefSeq and is a predicted model, not a curated record. The transcript has a single exon. Gene Ontology annotation, biological process: positive regulation of TOR signaling. Gene Ontology annotation, molecular function: protein binding. Bases 1 to 3954 code for a protein of 1317 amino acids.
AUGUAUAAACGAAAUGGUGGCAGUCGAAGAGUGUCUACAUCUCAAAAUCAAUUGUCAGAAACACCUGCAUCAGUGAAAUAUUCUUCAUCAAACUCCAGGUAUACACUUCACAGGCAAUAUAGCACUGGCUUUCCCUCUUCAUCUUACGGACUGUCUCCUAAAUCUAAAGCCGAUGUUCGAAAUACAUACAAUACGGCUAAUACUAAUAAUGUUGGAAGGGAAAGUUCUUCUAAUGAAGAUGAUCAGAACAUCAGAUGGAAAUCUACUAAGAACUCAGGGGAGCAAACACGUAGAUUCCAUGGGGCAAGGUAUACGCUACAAACUAAUAAAGAGAUAUCAAGUAUAGAUAAGAUUAACGAUCCUCGGAGUAGAUCAUUGGUCAUAGCAGGGAAAAGUCACCUAGGACUAUAUUCAUUUGAUGAGGAAUCACAUACCAUUGUUAAUACACAUGAUUUUGUUCAAUCGACCAAAAACAACACAGGGCUAACGAAAACAUCAUCAUCACCUAGCCUUAGAAGGUCUAAUAAUAAGAUAUCGACUAUUUCUGAUGUAAAAGCUGGCUUUCACAAUCAUAAAAACUACAUAGCUAUUUGUGGUACAUCAACAACCGUUUCUAUCUAUGAUAUUAAUAAAACCGCAUCCAUCGAUAACCCACUAAUAACAACUCUAUCAGAACAUACAAGAUCAAUUAAUAGUGUAGACUUCAAUAUGGUGCAAACUAACCUGAUAAUUAGUGGAGGCCAAGAUGGGUGUAUCAAAGUCUGGGAUUUAAGAUCCCCGAAAAUGUAUACUAAUCGAAGUGAUGUGAGUAUUAACACUGGCUCAGACUCCAUAAGAGAUGUCAAAUGGAUGCCUUCUUAUGAUUUUGCGAAUGAUAGUAAUGGAAUAUCAAACAAAUAUCUCAAGUUUGCUUCAGUUCAUGAUUCAGGAUUGUUACUAAAGUUUGAUUUACGACAACCUGCGCAGGCCGAAAGAAAAAUUAACGCACAUUCAGGCCCUGGAUUAUGUUUAAAUUGGCAUCCACAUCAAGACUAUAUUAUAAGCGGUGGAAGAGAUGGAAAAUGUUGCUUAUGGUAUCUUGGUGACAAAUCCAAUGUAGCUGGCAAUAAUAGCAACACCACCAUAAAUCUUACCAAUACUCCACAUACUUUUUCAACGACAUAUCCUAUAGGCUUGGGAACAACAUCUUUAGCUUUUCCUGAGCUCACUAUCAAUACUGCCCGUCCUAUGAACAAAUUAAAAUUCUGUCCGAAGUAUGAUAGUAAUGUAUUCAACUCUUUGAUUGGUACUUCAUCAAUGGGCGAGGAUUCUGAUAUUUCCGUCUAUUCAUUGGCAAGAAAGUACAUCCCUAAAACUGUGGUAACAUCUGGAGCGCCAUCUGUUGGUUUUGUGUGGUGGGAUGAAAAUAUAGUGUUUAACAUCGAUAAGCAAAAUGUUGUGACAGGUUGGGAUACAUCUCAAACACCACAGUUGUUGGACAAUUUACCAAAAAAUGCUGUAAAAUGGAGAGAUUUAGAUGGUGAUGGUAUAUUGUUUUUAGAUCAGAAACCAGGUGGAUAUAGAUCUCAAGAAGAGUUGAUACUAACUCCAGGCAGUGGCGACAAUCGCCGAAUAUCACUCCCUCAUAGAAUGAGUAGCGCCACAACCAACAGUUUUAUGGCCAAUAACAAUCUACACAUGAUAAACAACAACAAUAGUAGUGCAGCAAGUUUUUCAAAAAAUGCUCCUUUCGGGCUGUCUCAUCCUCAUCCAAAUAGCUUAUAUGGUGAGAAACCAAGUUUACCAAAACAUACACCUUCCUUUAGCAGUAAAAUUUCUCCAUCAGUAAAUGGUUCUUCCUGGCCUAAUCCAUAUAACUCAUCUCAUCACAAUUCUAUUGCGUCAGGUUCAGAGUCUGCAUUACAGGUGGCGAACGAAUCUUUUGUACAAUCGCCGUAUUUGAUAGGAUUAGAUUUCCCACAUGUUUUGAAUACAAUUCGUAACACAAGGCUGGCGGAUAUGAACAGAAGAGUCGAAAGCCAGGAUGUAUUGGAGCUAAAAUCUUCACCUACCGAAGUAUUCAAGUUUUUAGCUCGUGAAUUGAAGUUCUCUUACAAACAAAGCUAUAUUGAUUUUAAAGACAAUACACGUGAACUUGAAACAAGUAGUACUAGAGGUUCGAUAGAAUCAAAGAACAAUUUAAUGGAGAAGUUAGGAUUAACGGAGAAUAAUACUUGGACACACUUGAUCAAGUACACGAAAUCCCAUGAAUCAGAUGAGGUAACUUCAAAAGGAACGGAAGCCAGGAGUCCACUCUCUGAAAAUGAUAAUAGCUUAGAGCGGUCAGAUACCAUCCAUAAUACUGAAAUAGAUAAACCUGACAACUUAGGAGACGAUAUUAAUAACAAUCAACUAGAUACAAAAGAUUUGGUUGAGCUUAUAACAGUUUGUGAUAAAAAUGCAGAAACCUAUUUGAUGAUUGAGGAUUUUGCUAAUUAUAAAGUUUGGUUGAUGAUGCGAGAUGCUUUGUUAUGGGAUUUGAAAAUCCUCACUGAAUCCAUGGCCACUGAAGAAAACACGAUGGGGUUAGGAAAAAAAGAUCUAUAUACUGAACAGCCUUGGGCAAAAAAUGACAGUUUUUCGAGCCUAAAGGACAUUAGAAAUAGUGCUGCGACAAGCGACUACACGUCUUAUAGUGCCACUGAUCUGAGCUCUUCGGUCAAUACCCACCCGAGGAAUUCUUUUAAUCAACCUACUCAUCUCACACAACCCCCUACUGUUUCAAAACUUAAAGAACAGCUGGAAUCAUCCAAAGAAACUUCAACAAUGUCAAGAGCAGAUUCAAUCCAAAAUUCUUUACAGGAGGACAUCAUGCGUAUCAGGCAAUUGCACAAGAACAAUUCUGAUAAAACAGACAUAGCAAUUGAAGAUUACGAGCGGAAUGAAAAUGAAGACGAAAAUAAUGAGAAUGAAGGGCAAUUCAUAAAAAUUCCGAACAGCGAGAACAGAAAAAGCUCUUUCGCAACUAGUCCUACCCAUGUCACUGGGUCCAUCGAUAACUCUGAAACAGGAGAUGAACACAUACAACCACGUCGCCCACGGACCUCUUUUAUAGAUUCGUUCAUCUCUCAGCUAAGAUCGCCUGCAUCUCCCAAAGUCGAAGGCGAUAAAGAAAGCGUCAGUAGUAAAAUCUCUCCUUUACCCAAUUUGAACACAUCUGCCGCUUCAUUUAUGAAUUCGAAGAAAAAUGUAAUUGGGCAACAUAAGCUUCAAACUGCACCAGAAGUGGCAAGCAUACCAGAAUCAAGUAUUGGCCAACAUCAUUUUAGAGGUGCUAGUGUCUCUACCACUAAAGCUGAGAAUCAAGUAUCUGGGAUUACUACUCUUAUAAACGAAACUAAGAAGGGCUAUAAUACAAUAACUCCACCAUGGUCAACAAGGAAAGUUAUCCAACAAAUUUAUGAGCAGAGUGUUUCUUCCGGAAACAUCCUAUUAACCAUGGCAAUCGUCCUCCUAUUCCAGGAUAGAUUUCAGCUAGUCAACGAGGAAACAGUGAAAAACGCCAUUACUGAAUUUACAACAUUACUCCAUAGGUAUGAGUUAUUUGAAAUUGCUGCAGAAUUGAUGAAGAACUGUCCUUAUAGUGAUAUCUCCAACAAUAGUGCCGGAUUAUCUUCCAUUCAGUUGUACUGUGACUCUUGUGGUAAAGCGUUAAUAAACGAAGUUUCCAAAGAGAAGUUCACCAAAGAAAAGCACGAUACGAACAUUGAUGCAAUGGCUCGAUAUGGGUACUGGUAUUGUGAUUCAUGUUCAAAGCGAAACACGCUAUGCUGUUAUUGUAAUAGACCAAUGAAGAGUUUAGCUAUAUGCAUGCUAAAUUGUGGGCACGAAGGUCAUUUCGGAUGCUUGAAGAAAUGGUAUCUUGAAGAAAACAUGGACACCUGCCCGUUGGGAUGUCUUGGGAUUCUUUUAUAA